This is a messenger RNA of Xyrichtys novacula (pearly razorfish), 384 nucleotides long. The record is from the annotation of a GenBank genome assembly. NCBI's taxonomy places the organism in Eukaryota, Metazoa, Chordata, Actinopteri, Labriformes, Labridae.
AUGUGCUCCUUCCGCGGGGAGAAGAAGCAGAGAAGCAGCGGGGGAGCUCAUCAUGAGCCGCGGGAUCCACGCAGCAGAGAGGCGGGGAGAGUUUCACCGCAGGUCCAGCGGAGCCCACAGUUAGAGGGGAGGAGGAGGAGGUUGGAGAUGGACUCAGAGCCUGCCUGUGGACGGACACACACCGCAGACCAGGUACCAGGACUGAUGCAUGAUUUCAGCUUCUGUUUUCCUCCUGCAGACUUUUCCUACCUCUUCUUCUUCUUCUUAUCUUCCUUCUGUGUCUCUCCUCUACCUCCUCAAACAUACCUUCAAACAUGCACGCGCACACAUGCACACUCCAUGUUGAAGUGGCUGUUCUCUGACACCCCCCCGCACCCCCCGUAG